UUCAAGCUUUCAACCUUCUUUUAUUCAAUCACCAAGAUCACACGUUCUCCUUUAGGUUUAGUAAAAAGUUUGUAACUUUGGUGGAAAAAUGAGCCCUAAAAUGUUUCUUGAUGGUGAUCAGAAACAACAGGCGAAAAGGGGAGCCGCAAUCAAUGGUCCGCGACCAACGCCAUUAAAACUCAAACAAGAAUCUCACACCAUUCACAAACGCCAUCAACAGCAGCCGCAGAUGACCAGAAAGCCCAUAAUAAUCUACAUGCGAUCUCCGAAAGUAAUACACACCAAACCACAUGAUUUCAUGGCUCUUGUUCAAAAGCUCACAGGUAAAUCUAGCUCCAAACCUCACGAACAACAGAAGAACAAAACCCUAGAUAAUGGGUAUGGUCAGAAUGGCUUUUGCAAUGAUUUUGGUGUUGAAGAUGAGAGAAAUAAUGUUAUGAAAUCAAAGAGUCCCAUGUUUAAUACGCCUUCGAAUCUGUUUGGAUCUGAUAUGCCGCUUUUUACGCCUAAUAGUAGUGAUUACUUCUUCUCACCUCGAAGUUUAAUGAAGUUAUCAUCAUCGUCUCCAAACAAGACCACUAAUUCAUUGUCACCAGGUUCAUUAGUCGAGUUCAUGAAAAGGCUUCCUGAAUAUUGAUCAAGAAUUCAUUCACAUUAACAUCUAUAUUAUAUGAUCUAUGUCCCCAUUAGGGUUGGAUCCGUAGGGUAAUAAUCUGCCUAUGACAAUAUGUAAUUUAUUAUUUAAUUUGUUCUAUUGUUAGUGUAUUAUUUGGUUAUAUUAAGGAUUCUUGAUGGAAUAAUUAAUAUGUAUGAUGUCGAAAAAAUCUAACAUCUAACAUGUCGUAACUUGUGAGCUUUUAU
Molecule: messenger RNA, 861 nt
Organism: Helianthus annuus (common sunflower)
Lineage: Eukaryota; Viridiplantae; Streptophyta; Magnoliopsida; Asterales; Asteraceae
Product: VQ motif-containing protein 8, chloroplastic
Exons: 1
Coding region: 89-637 (182 amino acids)
Cellular component (GO): nucleus
Source: RefSeq, a predicted model, not a curated record